Messenger RNA from Acaulospora morrowiae, 663 nucleotides. The record is from the annotation of a GenBank genome assembly. Lineage: Eukaryota; Fungi; Glomeromycota; Glomeromycetes; Diversisporales; Acaulosporaceae.
GUACACGCAUAUAUCAUUGGGCAUUUAAAAAAAGAGAUGCCCUCAAUGUUUGGAAAAACUUCGAAACAAAACGAACUCAUUCAACAGUUGGACAAAGAAUUUUUAAAGAUUCAACAACGUUAUCAUCUGGCUCCCGGCGAUUUUCCGAAUUUGGAAAGAUUCAAGCAAGGUCUUGGUCUCUAUCGAUUUGAUAAAUUCAACAGUCUGAACCUCAAAAUAAUUGAUAAGGUGGAAGAAGCACUAUCUGUUGAUUUGCCAAAACUAAUGACAAAGGUUCCACAGGGUAAUCGAAGGAUCACUCCAAUGGAGCGUAAUCCGUUCGAAACGGUGGCAUCAUCUUCACGAACAUCAGAGAGAAAUGACUUACCACCGGAUUACUGGGAUUUUUCUGCGGUUAAUAAGCAAGCAAUUAUGCCGCAAUUUAACGCAAUGAAACCUGUAAAUGGUAAGGUUCCAGGGUCGGCCGUGAAACCGGUAUUAAUGGAGACGGGUUUGGAUACUGCGAUGUUGGCAAAGAUUUGGAAUUUGACCGAUUGGAAUAAUGAUGGUUAUAUGGAUUCGGAUCAAUUUGCUGUUGCAAUGCAUCUGUGUAAGGCUGUCGUGUCUGGUGGGGAAUUACCUGAUGAGUUGCCACGAGCAAUGAUUCCAAAUAGAAAAUUUUGA